Molecule: messenger RNA, 1737 nt
Organism: Venustampulla echinocandica
Lineage: Eukaryota; Fungi; Ascomycota; Leotiomycetes; Helotiales; Pleuroascaceae
Exons: 1
Coding region: 1-1737 (578 amino acids)
Biological process (GO): tetrahydrofolylpolyglutamate biosynthetic process
Cellular component (GO): cytoplasm; mitochondrion; cytosol
Molecular function (GO): tetrahydrofolylpolyglutamate synthase activity; ATP binding
Source: RefSeq, a predicted model, not a curated record
AUGCGAAGUUUUUACCUUCUUCCUUCGGUUGUCCGCAGUGCCAUCAUCACCCCAACCUUCCCAAUAGCAGCCGUUUCCUGUGCAUCUACAACCUCAUCCGCAACUCGAGGCUAUCGUCUUUUCGCAACAUCGCAUUCUCCCACAUCUCUCGGGCAGCUACGAAAGCCCCAAGCAAUCAGUUACGAGUAUGCACUUAGGCUACUUAACACGCUACAAUCCAAUCGCGCGAUACGAUCAUCGGUCGCCCAGUCGCCCGGAGACAAAAACCAUAAUGCAAUUCCAGAGAUGCUAGAAUGGCUACGGCGGGCGGGAUACAAACCAGAAGACCUCGCAAAGGCUGGACUGCGAUUCAUACAUGUUGCUGGCAGCAGUGGGAAGGGUAGCGUCUGCGUGAUGGUGGAGAAUAUGUUGCUGCAAUACCAGCAACGGAACACAAAGGUGGGGAUCCCCGUGGGCAAAAUCGGCCUUUAUACUUCACCACACCUUGUUACGGUGCGAGAACGAGUACGCAUAAAUGGCAGCCCAAUAUCCCAAGACGACUUCACGCGGUAUUUCUGGGAGCUCUGGACUCGUUUUGAGCAUGCUUCGGCCACUACUAAGGAGGGGAAUGCCCUCAUAGGGCUGACUGGAAAUAAUGCAGAAGCCCGCCCUGGGUAUUUCCGAUUUUUGACACUGCUGGCUCUCCACAUAUUCAUGCAACAAGGUGUACGAGUCGCCGUCAUCGAAUGCGGCAUAGGCGGAGAACAUGACAGCACCAAUAUCUUGCCCCCCGAGGCAGUCGCUGUGAGCGCCAUCACAAAGCUGGAAAUUGACCAUAUCGGAAUGCUUGGUGAAACAAUCGAGGAUAUAGCAUGGCACAAGGCAGGAAUUAUAAAGCCAAGGGUCCCCAGCUUUACAACCUCACAGCAACCAGUAGCAUCCGCUGUGCUUAGAAGUAGGGCAGCGGAGAAGGGCUCUGAUAUUACUUUCGUGCCCCGAUUACCUGCAAUACAUGCGAACAACAUAGAGCUCGGGCUAUUGGGUGACUUUCAGAAGGACAAUGCUAGUCUUGCAGUAGCCAUUACCACCUCCUAUUUACACCAGAUGGGAGUCACUGAAGGUAUUCCUCGACUACAAGAGAUAGCGAACCGGGACCUCAAGCUCCCAAAUGAAUAUAUUCGUGGUUUGGAAAAUGUUUGUUGGCCCGGAAGAUGCCAAAUCGUUAAGGAAGGUAACAUUCAAUGGUACAUUGACGGUGCGCAUACACAUGAGGGCAUGCAAGCUGUUGCUACGUGGUUCCGGUCGAAGAUGGACGAAGCUUUCUUGCAAUCCAAUCCGCCCACAGCAGUAAUGCUAAUAUUCAACCAAGAUGACCGUGAUGGGCGUCCUCUUCUUCGAAGUUUACUCACAGAUCUAAAAGAGAAACAAGGCCCUGUAACAUAUACGAGAACAUUCGAUCACGCAGCAUUCUGUCCGAAUAUUCCGUUUGCAUCCUCUCAGAGCGAAUCCGUACGUGACUUAUCUGCCCAAAGGGAAUUGAUGGAAAUGUACCAAUCUUCGGGGAGCACGUCAUCGUGCCAGCUAUACGGAAGUGUCCAAGACGCCGUACGAUUUGCAAGACGAAUCUCAGAUGGCGAGCAUCAGAGGGUUCUCGUUCUAGUCACAGGGAGCUUGUACCUAGCUGGAGCAUUGCUGCAAAACUUGAGCGAACAAAGUACCGCAAAAAGGGUCUGUGGUACCUCCAUAAAUAGACAUUGA